UUUGGCUAUAUUUUAGAAUUUAUUUAUGUGAACAAAUCAAUUUUCUCAAUGUAUCUUUAUGAUCUUUGAGAACCGAAUAUACUUUUAUAUUAUUUCAUUAAUUUCAUAUAAUUUUUCAAGUGCACAAAUAAUGUAUUUUGGAACGUUUUUCGUGUUGUUGUUUGUCUCUAUUUCCAUAUAUUUUGCUGCUAUAAUGGAGAACUCUGCCGUUUCAAUGGUAAGUCGACCUGACAGUGAUUCUGCUACAUUUCAUGUAUAUUUUCAUUCAAAAAGCUUUGCACCAGUGAAGGGGUAAUAUUCGAAGGGGACAACAUGUUUUCCCAGAGCCCACACUAAUAUAAAAGAUGGAGAACACAACCUGCUAAGAUGAUAUUAGCUGUGAUAUUGUGACACUACAGGACAUUUUCUCCGUUUCACCCUUUUUUUUUCUUCUCCAGAGAUUCCCACAACUCCUGGGCAGGAGCAGAGGGCGAUCCCUGCCUCCUCUCGUUCCCUCCAUCACUCCGCCCAUCCUCCCUCCAUCCCUGUCAUUGCCAAUGAGGACGCAUGCGACUCCGGCAGACCGGGCUACGGCGUCUCCUGGAAGAGAACCAGAAGCAGUGACUGUGGGUGACGUCCUCCUUCCUUUCUGGAUUCCCCCUCUGUUCUGCUCUGCAGCGGGUAACAGAGCGUUGCUGCCCCCGCGUUGCGCCUCGGUCACCGGCACCGGCACCGGCACCGGCCGCCAGAGCACAGCGUGCCAGGUACAGUGACGCACCAAAAAAGAAAUGUGGCACUUGCAGUAGUGUGUGAGUGAGUAAGAGGACUUGGAAGGGACCCCGCAGUCUGAACAGGGGGUGGGGGUGGGGGGCACGUGAGACAGUUACGUGAUCGCAGCCCAGUGAUCAGUCAGCGGUGAUGUCAUGAUUUCUGUCAGAUGGAGCUGCGCUCUGAUCCGCUCUUGUCGCUUCUCCAAGUGAGACGUGCGUCCUCAGCUCCAAAAAAAACCAAAAAAAAACUUGGACCGCAGUGAGUGUGCGUGUGCGUGUGUCCUGGCCGCAAAGCACGGUCCUGAAUAAUGAUGGUCCACGCAGCUGUGACACGGAUGAAGGACUUCUCACUUCAAAACUAAGUACUAACCAUCGCGACAUCAAGUUUUCCUCCGGCAGAGACGAGUUUAGAGAACGUGCUGUGGGAAUCCUCACUUUAAAAUGUUGACUUAUCUCCGAUGAUCCAGGGACGGAUGCAGGAACCAGUAUGAGUUUUUUUUUACCUACUAUAGUCAUUUAAGCAUAUAAGUAUGGACGUGGGAUUAUGAAUCGCAGUUUGUUGGAUCGCUCCUGAGGACCGGGUCGCUGCUCUCCGCGGGUGAAUAGAGUCAAACAGCCCAAGGAUGACGGCAGGGAUCCGGGAAGUUCCCGUCAACUCUUCACCGGCGGUUGCGGCUAACGCUGAGGGCGAGGAGAUCGAGGUUUUGGAAAGUACCGACGUCCUUCCUGUGGCCAUGGAGGACCAAUGGAAGUCUCUUUUUGACAAGUAUGAUCCAGAGAACUCCGGUUUCAUCAGUACAGAGCGGUGCAGGGACCUGCUGGCAGCACACGGCUCGGAGCUGGAUCCCCACAAACUGGAGGUUCUGUUAGCACUCACCAACGGCAACGCUGAUGGAAAAAUCUGCUACCAGGACUUUGUAAAUCUGAUGAGCAGCAAGCGUUCCAACAGUUUUCGCAGGGCCAUCCUGCAGGGCAGCAGGCAGCUCAGAGGCUGCAGUCUCCGAGAUGAAGUCGGUCUGGGACUCUCUCAGCGCCUGGUCCGACACGUCGCCUACGAGACGCUGCCCCGAGAGAUCGACCGGAAAUGGUACUUUGACAGCUACACCUACUGCCCCCCACCGCUGCUCAUCCUGGCAAUAACUAUUGCUGAGAUAGCCGUGUUCAUGUACUACGGUUUCCAGCUGGACCGGUUUGUCCUGCAGGUGUCCAGCCCGCAGUUCUUAAAGAGCCCCUUCCCCUACCACCCUCAGCUGAGGGCCCAGGCCUGGAGGUUCCUCAGCUACAGUUUCAUGCACACAGGUAUUGAACACCUGGGUUUGAACAUGGCCAUGCAGCUACUGGUGGGUGUCCCUCUAGAAAUGGUCCACGGAGCACUGAGGAUCGGACUGGUCUAUGUGUGCGGCGUGCUGGCAGGUUCUUUGGCUGCGUCCAUCACAGACAUGACAGCUCCAGUGGUCGGGUCAUCAGGCGGAGUGUACGCCCUGGUCUCAGCGCACCUAGCUAAUGUUGUCAUGAACUGGUCUGGAAUGAAGUGCCAGUUUAAAUUGUUCCGGAUGGCCAUGGCUUUGGUGUGCAUGAGUGUGGAGUUCGGUCGAGCUGUGUGGUUACGGUUCUACCCACCGGCCUUUCCUCCAUGUCCUAACCCCAGCUUUGUAGCUCACCUUGGUGGGGUGGUGGUUGGUCUCACCCUGGGCGUAGUGGUCCUGCAGAAUUAUGAGCAACGACUCCAAGAACAGUCCCUGUUUUGGAUCUUUUUCUGUGUCUACACCUUGUUUGUGCUCUGCGCCGUCUUCUGGAACGUUUUCGCCUACAACCUGCUUGAUGUGCGGCUGCCUCCCCCGCCGUGACCUGCCUACGAGAUCAACAGAAGAUAUUGGACCUCGUCCAUGUGGUUGAACGGUGCCAUCUCCCCGUACUAUGAUAUUCAUUUUCUGUUGAGUGCCUAACAGCCCACUAACUUCUGCACACAGUGCUCUGAUGUGGGGACAUCUACAGUGGGAAAAACUUUCUCUCAAACUCACAUUCAGAUUAACCUCCAAUUUUUUUUUCAUCUGUUGGAUGUUUGCCUGCAUAUAAUCAGCCAGUGAGACUUGUGUUGACAACACUGUGUCGACAAAUGGAUCCAGCACAACAGAACCUGGCAGGAGACCUGUCUGUCUGCAUGGCUUGACCUUCUCUGCCUCCUUGUCUUCAGUCCAACAGUGCCUACUCAUGGAGACGUCCACAUGAUGAAAGCAUUUCUGCACAAAUGCCUCUCUUGGAAGGAGAUAGCAGGAAAAAAAAAUCACCGAAAAGACCAGAUAACUUCUUCUGACCUCUUCAUUAGAAAGGGACAAGUCAGGUCAUGUGAGUAUUUAGGCUCAGCUGGGGUUUACUGACCGUUAGAAGCAGCUAAUGAGGUAUAUCUGUGUUAGGAAUAUACUGAUAAACAGGGUGCGUAAACAUAUUUAAAUUUAAUUUUAGAUUUUUUGGUGUUGUUAAUUCUCCUUUAAAAAUGAGUGUCGAUCACUAUUCAGUGUUGCCUUCAACAUCAGGCUCUCCCCCCCAUAGAAGUGUUUGUGUCCACUGCGCAUUAAAACUAAUGGUUUGUCUUUUAUCUUUAGAUUGUGUGUGUGAAGCAUAAGUGCCAAUCAUUCUUCAAGCUUUCGACUACGAUGCCAAAAUAUUUCAACCAGUACCAAGGAAAAGAACACAUUCACUUUCAGUCAACUAUUGCUUUUUGUGUAAGAAGGGUCGGUAUUUUUCGUGUGUCACGCGCCCGUGUUUUGUGACCUCUGAAAUGACAUUUCUGCAACCACUACGGAGCGAACGACUCAAAUUUUCAGCUAGCGUUGAACAUUUAAAUAGGAUCAAACAAAUGAACUCCUGGCCAGUUGAAGUUACUGGUGUUUAGUUGAUUAGCAACAGGUAGAGUAUGACGUAAAAAAAAAAAGAAAAACACAUGCCUGGAUUCAAGAACCUGGGCUAAACUUUAACUGUCAAUUAUGGAGGCAGUGGGGUGAAAGAAGCAAAUCAAUGCUCCAUCAUUAGUUCCUGUCACUUUGUAAACUGCUAAUUGAUUGAACCGAGAUAGAAGGGGACCCCGGCCCUGAGCUUUAAGUCUCAAAAGAGUGCACGACCUUCCCCUCACGUGCGUCUGGCUCCCUCUAUGCACAGGCGAUAUAAAAAUGUGAUUGAAUACACAUUCAUAUUUUAACAUGCAUUUGCCGUUGAUUUUACUUUUACUAAUUGCUAUGAUUGGUAUGUUGUAUGGGUUGUUUAGGCAAUUUGUCCUGUGAUACGUUAGCUCUAUUCUGUAUGUAUUCUAUUUAAAAAAAAACAAAACACUUGAUAAUAGAGAGGGUCUGGGACUGUACAUAACAAGGGCUACGACAUGAAAAGAGUGACAGAUAAAACACUGACAAUAUUUUAACAAUAUGCUUAUUUUGUAGAUUUGAUAUGUACAUACAGGACUGCAUUAAACUCUUUUAUACAGAAAACAAACUUGUAAUUUUUUGUAUGUUUGUCAGAAUUAGCAUAUAAUGGUGCUUAUAAUAUAAUAUUAUAUACUGUGGUUUUUAAA
This is a messenger RNA of Cynoglossus semilaevis (tongue sole), 4311 nucleotides long. RefSeq names its product rhomboid, veinlet-like 3 (Drosophila) (gene rhbdl3). The coding region runs from base 1373 to 2596 and encodes 407 amino acids. Gene Ontology annotation, molecular function: calcium ion binding; serine-type endopeptidase activity. NCBI's taxonomy places the organism in Eukaryota, Metazoa, Chordata, Actinopteri, Pleuronectiformes, Cynoglossidae. The transcript has 10 exons. Gene Ontology annotation, cellular component: membrane. The record is from RefSeq and is a predicted model, not a curated record.